CUCAUCCUGGGCCUCAUGACCUGGGCCUACGCCGCGGGGGUGCCGCUGGCCUCCGACCGCCACGGGCUGCUGGCCUUCGGCCUCUACGGCGCCUUCCUGGCGGCGCACCUGCUGGCGCAGAGCCUCUUCGCCUACCUGGAGCACCGGCGCGUGGCGGCGGCGGCGCGGCGGGCGGCGGCGCGGGGCCCCCCGGACGCGGCCGCGGCGCGCAGCGUGGCGCUGACCAUCUCGGCGUUCCAGGAGGACCCGGCCUACCUGCGCCAGUGCCUGGCGUCGGCGCGCGCCCUGCAGUACCCGCGCGCGCGCCUGCGCGUGCUCAUGGUGGUGGACGGCAACCGCGCCGAGGACCUGUACAUGCUCGACAUGUUCCGCGAGGUCUUCGCCGACGAGGACCCCGCCACCUACGUGUGGGACGGCAACUACCACCGGCCCUGGGAGCCCGCGGCGGGCGCGGCGGGCGCGGGCGCCUACCGCGAGGUGGAGGCGGAGGACCCCGGGCGCCUGGCGGUCGAGGCGCUGGUGCGGACGCGCCGCUGCGUGUGCGUGGCGCAGCGCUGGGGCGGCAAGCGCGAGGUCAUGUACACCGCCUUCAAGGCGCUCGGCGACGCGGUGGACUACGUGCAGGUCUGCGACUCUGACACAAGACUGGACCCCAGGGCACUGCUGGAAUUGGUGCAGGUGCUGGAUGAGGACCCCCGGGUCGGGGCUGUUGGCGGGGACGUGAGGAUCCUAAACCCUCUGGACUCCUGGGUCAGUUUCCUGAGUAGCCUACGCUACUGGGUGGCCUUCAACGUGGAGCGCGCUUGCCAGAGCUACUUCCACUGUGUGUCCUGCAUCAGUGGCCCCCUAGGACUGUACAGGAACAACCUCCUGCAGCAGUUUCUUGAGGCCUGGUACAACCAGAAGUUCCUGGGCACCCACUGCACCUUCGGGGAUGACCGGCACCUCACCAACCGCAUGCUCAGCAUGGGCUAUGCCACCAAGUACACCCCGCGGUCCCGCUGCUACUCGGAGACGCCCUCGUCCUUCCUGCGCUGGCUGAGUCAGCAGACGCGCUGGUCCAAGUCCUACUUCCGCGAGUGGCUGUACAAUGCGCUCUGGUGGCACCGGCACCACGCCUGGAUGACCUAUGAGGCGGUGGUGUCGGGGCUCUUCCCCUUCUUCGUGGCGGCCACCGUGCUGCGGCUCUUCUACGCCGGCCGCCCGUGGGCGCUGCUGUGGGUGCUGCUGUGCGUGCAGGGCGUGGCGCUGGCCAAGGCGGCCUUCGCGGCCUGGCUGCGGGGCUGCCUGCGCAUGGUGCUGCUCUCGCUCUACGCGCCCCUCUACAUGUGUGGCCUCCUGCCCGCCAAGUUCCUGGCGCUGGUCACCAUGAACCAGAGCGGCUGGGGCAAGUCCGGCCGCCGCCAGCUGGCCGCCAACUACAUCCCCCUGCUGCCCUUGGCCCUCUGGGCUUUGCUGCUGCUCGGCGGCCUGGUGCGCAGCGUGGUGCAGGAGGCCCGCGCCGACUGGAGCGGCCCCGCCCGGGCCGCAGAGGCCUACCACCUGGCCAUGGGGGCCGGCGCCUACGUGGGGUACUGGGCCAUCAUGCUGACCCUCUACUGGGUGGGCGUGCGGAGGCUCUGCCGGCGGCGGUCAGGGGGCUACCGCGUCCAGGUGUGAGAUCGGCCUGCGGGGGUCCAGCUCAGGGAUCUGCAGGGGAGACCAGAAGCAACGUGCCAAAGGUCUCAGGAGCCAUGAACGUGCUGCGUGAUCUUCUGGGUCUCAGUUUCCCUCCUCUCGGAAGUGAGGGGAUGGCCCGGAGAGCCUUCAGCCAGGACUAUUUGGGGGCUGGGACCUCUGUGUCCCUGGGGGAGGGGUAUUUAUUGAUCAGGGUGUGGAAU
Messenger RNA from Talpa occidentalis (Iberian mole), 1880 nucleotides. RefSeq names its product hyaluronan synthase 1-like. Gene Ontology annotation, molecular function: hyaluronan synthase activity. The record is from RefSeq and is a predicted model, not a curated record. Gene Ontology annotation, biological process: extracellular matrix assembly; hyaluronan biosynthetic process. NCBI's taxonomy places the organism in Eukaryota, Metazoa, Chordata, Mammalia, Eulipotyphla, Talpidae. The coding region runs from base 16 to 1659 and encodes 547 amino acids. The transcript has 6 exons.